Molecule: messenger RNA, 1416 nt
Organism: Anopheles nili
Lineage: Eukaryota; Metazoa; Arthropoda; Insecta; Diptera; Culicidae
Exons: 5
Coding region: 1-1380 (459 amino acids)
Biological process (GO): glutathione metabolic process
Molecular function (GO): glutathione transferase activity
Source: RefSeq, a predicted model, not a curated record
AUGCCGAACGUUAAGUUGUACACCGCCAGGUUAAGUCCACCAGGACGUGCGGUGGAAUUAACCGCAGCUCUCCUGGACUUGCCGCUGGACAUCAUCCCGAUCAACCUGCUGGCUGGUGACCAUCGAACAGCCGAGUUCCUGAAGAUGAAUCCUCAGCACACGAUUCCGGUGAUCGAUGACGAUGGUGUGAUCAUUCGUGACAGUCACGCUAUCAUCAUCUAUCUGGUGCUUAAGUACGGCAAGGAUCACGGACUUUAUCCGGACGAUCCGGUCACGAGGGCACGGAUCAAUGCAGCCUUACAUUUCGAUUCGGGGGUGUUGUUUUCCCGGUUGAGGUUCUAUUUCGAGCCGAUACUGUACGAAGGAUCUUCUGCGAUGCCCCAGGAGAAGAUCGAGUACAUGCAGAAGGGUUACGAGCUGCUAAAUGAUGCCCUUUUGGAGGAUUACAUCGUGGGCAACACCCUAACGUUAGCCGAUGUGAGCUGCAUUGCGACGGUGGCCACGAUGGAGGAGUUUUUCCCGAUGGAACGCAGCAAAUACCCGAAGCUGGUGGCCUGGAUUGACCGGGUUAGCCGCAAUUUUCCACAGUACGAUCAGCUCAACCAAGCGGGCGCUGUGGAGUUUGCGGAAAUGUGCGAAUCGUUGCGUGUUAAAAAUGCGACCAAAGUUGUUGGGGCUGGCUGGCGAAGGAACGUUACGUUCAUCAGCAGCAUGGCCUCAUCGAGCAUGGUGUUGUACUACGACGAGGUUAGCCCUCCAGUUCGAAGUGUUCUGAUGGCGAUCGCUGCCUUGGGCAUAAAGGAUCGAUUCAAGCUGGAGUACGUCGAUUUGUUUCGAAGAGGACACUUGACCAGCGAAUUCUUGAAGAUUAACCCGAUGCACACGAUUCCGGUGUUGCAGCAUGGCGAUCUCAAGCUCACGGAUAGCCACGCGAUCUUGGUGUACCUUUGUGACAUGUUCGCUCCCGAAGGACAUCCCCUUGCGAUAGGUGACACACAAACCCGGGCAAAGGUACUGAACAGGCUCUGUUUCAACAACGGUUUUCUGUUCCAGCGAGAUGCGGACGUGAUGCGCAGAAUCUUCAGCAGGGAGAUCACCGAUGUGAAACAACACCUGCAACCGAUCGCGGAAACGGUUGACGCGCUCGAGCAGUUCCUCAAAGAAUCUCGAUAUACCGCGCUCGAUCGACUUUCGGUGGCCGAUUUCUCCAUUGUGGCCACACUCAGCACACUGAAUCUCCUGGUACCGGUUACCGCUGAACGGUGGCCACGUGUUUUCGAGUGGUUCGAAGAAAUGCAAAAGCUUCCCUACUACAGCGAGCAGAACAGUGCCGGUUUGGAGAAGAUGCGCAAAAUGCUGAGCAUCACGAUUAACCUCUAGGAUCUAGGAGGCGAUCACGCACAUUCCCUCUGUUCG